GGUUAAGUAGCGACCGGAACCGCCCGGCCUGCUGCCGUCUGCUGCUGCGCCGAGCUGCGGCCUCGCCGGCGGGUGGCCGCGUCCCCGUGCCUCGCUCGGUGUCCCCGCGCCAUGAAACGCGGCCGCCCCGCAGCGCUGCGCUGCCUGCUGCUCCUCCGGGCGCCCGCGCUGCUGCUCCUGCUGCGCGCAGCCGCGGUGCAGGGUGACUGCGGCCCGCUCCCCGUGGUACCACGUGCCCACCCAGCCUCAGCCUCGGCAGGAAGUACGAGUUUUCCUGAGAACACCACGGUGUUGUACACAUGUGACCAAGGCUUUGUCAAAAUCCCAGGCAAGCCAGACGCGGUGGUCUGCAUCUCCAGCAGGUGGACAGACAUUGAAGAAUUCUGUAAUCGUAGCUGUGAGGUUCCACCCAGAUUACCUUAUGCAAUCCUCAAAAGUGCUUAUAUCAGUAAGAAUUAUUUCCCGGUUGAUACCGUUGUGGAGUAUGAGUGCCGGCCAGGCUAUAGGAAAAAGUAUCCUAUACAAUCGGGAAAAAUAACUUGUCGUGAUGAUUUAACAUGGUCCACUCCUGCGGAAUUUUGUGAAAAAAAACAGUGUCCUAAUCCUGGAGAACUAGUAAAUGGUAAUAUCAAUGUAACAACUGACCUAUUACUUGGUUCUCAGAUCUUCUUCUCGUGUGACCCAGGGUAUAGAUUAACCGGUGAAGCCUCUGCUUUUUGUAUGAUUAAAGGAAACGCUGUUGGUUGGAGUAGCAGUCUUCCAACGUGCAUAAAAAUUAUAUGUCCAGAACCACCACAAAUUGAGAAUGGAAGGAUUGUAAACGAAGAGGACACUUACGAAUAUAGACAUGUUGUAACAUAUGAAUGUAAUAAAGGCUUCGUCCUGACUGGAAAAAGCCACAUUUCUUGUAUUGUAAGAGAUGACGUUGGGGAAUGGAGUGAUCCACCACCUACCUGCAGAGUAAAAUCGCCUCCUGUCAUCCCACCACAGAAGCCUACCACCACAAGUGCACCAGGUACAACAACCACUCUACCAACUCAGAAACCCACCACUGUAAAUACUGCAGGUCCGGAAGUUCCAACAACUCAGAGAAGUACCACAGUAAACGUUCCAGGUACAAAAGUCCCAACAACUCAGAGAAGUACCACAGUAAAUGUUCCAGGUACAGAAGUCCCAACAACUUGGAAAAGUACCACAGUAAACGUUCCAGCAGCUGGGAACAGACCUGAUACCAGGACAACCAUAAAGUCUACAACAGCAUCUGAAGAGAAAGAUCUGGCUUCAGGUUACCGAACUUUCUUAUAUGAAAUGAAGGGUUUAAGAGUGCUUUACUCAACUCCCCAAUGGUUGUCACUGAAGGUUUGAAGAGCUUAUUUUCGCUGAAAUUUUUGAAGCUUAUUACCUAUAUUUUAUUUCCUAGGAAACUCUCCUAGGAUUGUUGUAAUCUCAGUGUAUGCUAAAAAAUAAAGAGGGGCUUCUUCCUAAAUUAGAUAUAUGGCAACAUUUUUUAUAAUCUUACACAAAUUUUAAAAUUAUCUUUACUUCUUAAACUUAUUAUGUGGAUCAAGUCAUUACCUCACUUUAAAGAUAAGUAAAUUAUACUGCCAGAAAUGGCCUGUUGAUUACAUAUACUGCAGUGUACCUGAAGGAUGUGGAUGAUAUUAGAAUGUGGCGAAUGCUUGACUCCCCCCAUUUUUUAAUUCCACUAAGAAGGACUGACAGAUGUCACAGAAUUUCCCAGUUUACCUUGUAAAUGACAUUGGUGUUUUGCAUUUUAAAGUUACCCUUCCUCUGACUGUGUACUGAUGUUUCUCUUUUUUUAAUUCUCUCUUUCUGCUAAGGACCUAUCUAGACAUUUUUUCUCCUAAUCGUCUCCCCAUGAAGUUUUAAUUCCACCUAUGUACUAUAUAUUAAUUCCUCUAUCUCUAUCUGUGUCUCUCUCCCUGUCUCACUAUGUGUUUAUCUAUCUGUCUGUCUAUCUAUCUAUGGACUAUUACUACUACUGAAAAUACAUGUUCUAAAUAAUUUAAGUUUUAUAGUUUCUAAAGAUUAUAAGAAGAAAAUAGGUAAUUUGCAGGCAGAUACUGGUUUGAAUCUGUUUUUAUUUAGCAAAUAUUUUACCUGAGUAAUUAAGAUCGUUCCUCAGUUUUCUUGUAUAUGAGAUGGAGAUUAGGAUUUUUGUUUUGUUUUGCUUUGUUUUGGGGACAUGGUUUCUCUGUGUAGUUUGGGCUGGCUUUGAACUUAUUGUGCAGUCCAGACUGGCCUCAGACCCAACAGUGCUCCCAUCUCAGUUUCCCAAGUGCUGGGAUUACAGGCGUGAGCCACCACGCCUGGCUACUAUUUUUAUGUAAAGUCUUUGGCUCUCUCUGUCCUAAUGGAUAUGAGAAUUCACUGCCAGUGUCAGAAGUUGGAGGAAUGUGGUCUUUCAAGAGUCAAAUCAUGUAGUAACUCUUAUUUCCCUUAGGUGGAUCUCUGACCAUCAUAUCAUUUCCUCUGUCUACACCGAAGGAAAGCAGAGUUUUCCAUUCAGUUCAUGUUUGCAUGCAAAUACUAUUCUGAGAUUUUUGUACAUGUUAUUUUGUUGCUUGUCAAAGCAAUCUUAUAAUACUAGCAUUUAUUUUACAUUUUUCAGUGGAUAAAACCAUGUUUUUGUAUGAUUUGCAGUUUGCCUUCCAAGGUUACAGAGCCUGGUAGGCAGUAAACAGCGGCAGUGACUAGUUUGUGUAGUACCAGGUACUUUUUAAAGAUCUGUCCUCAUAGUAGUGACAGGCCAGGACUAUAUGAUUCAAACUAAACAGUUGAGGGAGCCAGCUGCUCUACUACUAUUAUUUUACUUUUCUCAUGCAUUUCUGAAAUUCUGUAUUGUGACAUUCAUAAGUCCUUUAUGGGUCAAUUGAAAGAACGUGACAAAGAGAAUACAUGGUGAAGUACAUACAAUGUUCCUUCUGUAUCCUUUAUCGUCUAUAUCCUUAUUUAUCCUUUAUAUAUCUACUUGAAUGUGAUAUAUAUUGCAAGUAGUCUCAGUAUAACUGUGCUUGCAAGAGUCUUGACUAAAGUAUUUGUUUAAAAUGAAUAGGGUGCUAAUACAAGCA
Cavia porcellus (domestic guinea pig) is the source of this 3092-nucleotide messenger RNA. RefSeq names its product CD55 molecule (Cromer blood group) (gene Cd55). Gene Ontology annotation, biological process: negative regulation of complement activation, classical pathway; T cell mediated immunity. Gene Ontology annotation, cellular component: plasma membrane. Bases 112 to 1365 code for a protein of 417 amino acids. The transcript is spliced from 10 exons. The record is from RefSeq and is a predicted model, not a curated record. Lineage: Eukaryota; Metazoa; Chordata; Mammalia; Rodentia; Caviidae.